This is a messenger RNA of Syngnathus acus (greater pipefish), 1318 nucleotides long. It is a transcript of the gene rnd1a, whose product is annotated as Rho family GTPase 1a. Gene Ontology annotation, biological process: small GTPase-mediated signal transduction. Gene Ontology annotation, molecular function: GTP binding; GTPase activity. The record is from RefSeq and is a predicted model, not a curated record. Lineage: Eukaryota; Metazoa; Chordata; Actinopteri; Syngnathiformes; Syngnathidae. The coding region runs from base 150 to 848 and encodes 232 amino acids. The transcript is spliced from 5 exons.
GUCACCAUAUAAAAAUCCCGCAGUGGUCCGCUGACAUAUCACCGAGCAUCAGCCCGAAAAGAGACGCCGAAGCCACCACCGCGUGGAUCUAGAACAUUGCCAGUUUCGACGCUGCCGAUUAAUCCCCCCAUCAUUGAUCCCCACCCAGCAUGAAGGAGAGACGCCUCCCGCAGCCCUUUGUAGCGCGCUGCAAAUUGGUGCUGGUUGGAGAUGUCCAAUGCGGUAAAACGGCCAUGCUUCAGGUCCUGGCUAAGGACUGCUACCCAGAGACGUACGUCCCGACUGUGUUUGAGAACUACACAGCCUCUAUGGAGCUUGAUGGCCAGCGUGUUGAGCUCAGUCUUUGGGACACAUCAGGUUCCCCGUACUACAACAACGUUAGGCCCCUCUGCUACAGCGACUCUGAUGCAGUGCUGUUAUGCUUUGACAUCAGCAGACCAGACAGCGUAGACAGCGCGCUGAAGAAGUGGAAAGCGGAGAUCCAGGACUUUUGUCCUUGUACUCGGAUCCUGCUAAUAGGCUGCAAGACGGACCUGCGCACAGAUGUGUGCACACGCAUGGAGCUGUCCAAUCAGAAACAGACGCCCAUCUCCCACGAGCAGGGUUGUUCCUGGGCCAAGCAGCUCGGCGCCGAAGCGUACCUGGAGUGCUCAGCUUUCACGUCAGAGAAGAGCAUCCACAGCGUUUUCCGUGCGGCCGCCUUGGCCUGCAUGAACAAACUCCAACCGGCCGACAAGCCCAGCCCAGUUCGCCGUCUCUCCAAGAGACUCCUCCACCUGCCCAGUAAGACGGAGAUUAUCUCCUCCACUUUCAACAAGGAGAAGUCAAAGAGCUGCACCAUCAUGUGAACACACAGUGGUUGCACAUGAGGACAAGUGACCUGCUGACGGUUCAUCACAGUGAUGUGGGUUUCUAAAUAGAAUAGACACUCCACCCCAAAUCCCCCCCUGUCACUUGUCCUAAUAUACACUGACCAUUUGCCGCCGAGACAGAUCAACAAGCUCCAAUCCUUGCAAGGUUGCUGUAAGGGAGGUCAUGCAAGAUCUAAGUGGCGAGGGUGAUUGCUGCAUCACCUUAAUUAUCCCCCAUUUGGAAUUCUAAUAGCAGCGCCAUAACAAUCCAUCUGUCUGGAAGGCAACGAUAGCAACACAUUCGGUACACCUGCACAAUCUAGUGAAGAUGGAGCAAAAACGAGAGAGCUUGAUUCAUCUUGGUAAGCUUAGCUCUCUGCCAACCAAUCACAGCUCACCAGUUUUCUGAAGCUGAGCCGUGAUUGGUUGUGACAUGGGAUCUGGCAACUGUGAUGUCAUUUUCAGUC